AUGGACGGCAGCAUGCCUCCAGGAAAUCAUGAGCCCGAUGAUUUUCCCAUGACCGACGCUGGCAAUGAAGCUGGCGGCAUGUUCGACUCCAUGCUGGCGGAAAUAGACACAGAUUGGGGCAACACCCACUCACAAGACCCAUUCAUGUUCCAAACUGAGAACGAACAAGACAACUACAUCAACCCUGCACAUUUUGCCGAGGCUUUGGGCUUGCCUGACAUUUACAGUGCUAGUCUAGCUACCUCUGGAGCUCGUCAAGAGGAUCAGAUAAUUAAUCCUUUCGCCAUUACUUCGUCUCCUAUUUACCCAACUGAACCAGUUGUCGUCUCGACUCCUAGUCGUCAGCAAGCAAGUAGUUCCGCUCCUUUAUUGAACUCUUCUCCCCUAUCUGCAACUUUGUCCACUCCAACACAUAGAGAUAGGGGUCAUUACGGUUCAGCACGCCGUCGUUCAGCUGCUUCAAAUAACUUGCAGACAAUUGCACCGAGUCUUGGACAAGAAGCUGCGCGGGCCGACCCUGGAUACACAUUUGAGCCGAUUCCUGAACAUCAGCAGGGCAUUGUAAGCCCGGGAUUUUUCAAUGAAAAUACUCCUGGGUUUCUGCCUAGAGGAGUACAACUGGAGUCUCAGAACGCUAAUUAUGACAACUAUUUUCACGCUCUUGGAGAUCAGGGCUCUUCUAGUUUCGCCGCUUACCUCGAUGCGUUUGAGGGUGCUGUUGGUGGAUACGAUAGCCAGGAAACGGAGCCUGAUACCACCCAAGCUGAAGCUGAGAUGGCACGGAUUCAGAAUGCACUUCAAUAUCUCACUCAGUUCCCUGUCCUCCCUGGCGUUACUCCCACAUAUACGAAUGACAACGCUGCUCUAAAUGCUCCUCCAAGCUACAAUCCUUAUGGUGUCCAAGCAGGUUCGAACGGGAGCACCGAUCCAAAUGCUUUUCCAACUUACGUCCCUGCUCCCAUCGUGGCUCCCACAGCAGUUCCUACGGCAGCCCCUAUUGCCGCCCCUGUCCAAGCAAAUGCGAACUGGAGUACUGCUCGGAAUACUGUGGCCGGACUGAAUAUUCCAGGUGAUGUUGAUCCCGAGCGCAGAGCCAAGAUGCUAGAAAUUGCCAGUGUUGCUCAUAUGUUGCUUACGCGUCAGGAUACGCUCCGUGGUGCCCAUAAAGCUAAACUCAUACAGGCUGGGAGAGCCGCUGAUGAAGAUAUGAGACAGAAGGCAGCUAAACGUGCAAGAAAGGAAAAUGCGAAGAAGACCCAAGCUCCUGCUGUUCCAGCAUCUAGAAACCAGCCAGAAUAUAUUAACCAACCAGCAUCUACAAACCCUACCAGCAGAGCUCGUGGCAGACAAGCAUCCAACACGGUCAAUCCUACCAUAGAACAACGCGUUGCACAGUUCUGGAGAGGUCGUCGUGAUAGAUUCGGUAAUGAACUUCAAGCCUCAUUCUUAUGUCACGGUAGUAUGAUUCAGUUUGAGCCAGGCGCUGGACGUUGGAGUACCUCAGCUGCGCAGACUAGAUCAAACCGAUACAGCGAGAAGCUUCCAGAAGAGCACCCCAGGCUUUCGGAAGAUACCCCUGAACAGGAACAACCUCAUUCUGAGCUCAUGUUGGUCAGCGUGAUCAUGACGGAGAAUAAUUUCGAUCGACCUGUGCACUCAGGACAAGUCGUCGUUAUGUCCUACAAUCUAAAAACACACUGGUCUAAGAGAAUCAACGUAUGGGCAUGGAAUCGAUAUCCCAUGGCACGAUGCAUGGACGAAAUAGCCAUCGUCAUCACGCCGUUUCAUAUCAUCUUUGGACGGGUCCCGCGCACAACCAAUGAUGCAAUCUUGCAAUCUGACUGGAGAUGUAUCGUGGGUCUCAUAGAUCGAACACUCAGGAUUCCCGUCUUUGGCGCCGAGGAGAAAACCUGGGCGUUCAUGUACCGCCUUGUACCAUGCACCAUCGAAGAUCAGGGAAAAACGGCCACAAGUUAUCCUGAGGCGAGUGAAUCGGGUAUGCAGUUGAUGGAUCAAUUGGGGUCCGAUAUCGUGUACAAUAAGAGAUUGCGCCAGAUUCCUUACUACAUUCCUCCAGUUGGCGACUUCGUGACAAGAUAUGAAUUUUGCAUUCGAGUUGGCCAUUUCGGCAAGGCAGGUCAACAUGACCGUCCGCAUGUUGAAAUCACCGACCUUGCGGGACGACGUGUUAUCGAUGAUUGA
This is a messenger RNA of Talaromyces marneffei, 2202 nucleotides long. RefSeq lists its product as uncharacterized. The transcript is spliced from 18 exons. The coding region runs from base 1 to 2202 and encodes 733 amino acids. The record is from RefSeq and is a predicted model, not a curated record. Lineage: Eukaryota; Fungi; Ascomycota; Eurotiomycetes; Eurotiales; Trichocomaceae.